Molecule: messenger RNA, 3405 nt
Organism: Didymosphaeria variabile
Lineage: Eukaryota; Fungi; Ascomycota; Dothideomycetes; Pleosporales; Didymosphaeriaceae
Gene: PSH1
Product: E3 ubiquitin ligase
Exons: 3
Coding region: 1-3405 (1134 amino acids)
Biological process (GO): proteasome-mediated ubiquitin-dependent protein catabolic process
Cellular component (GO): nucleus
Molecular function (GO): ubiquitin protein ligase activity; metal ion binding
Source: RefSeq, a predicted model, not a curated record
AUGAACCACACGAGACCGCCUUCCCCGCCGCUGGCUGCGGCUCGCCCUAAGAAUUCGUCGUCUUCCAUCGCUUCCCAACAUGCCGCCAGCGCCAGCUCGCAGACUCUGGCAGGCUCCGCCAGUUCAAAGGCCCGCGGCACCACCCCAAGCCGCUCGCCCGCUCAGCCUGCAGACGGACGCCCCGGCCGGGCCGCCAGCAAGGACAGCCUCAAGCAGAAGAUGGCAGCGAAGAUAGCGGAGGAACCGUCGCGGCCAAGCAAAGCGGAUGAGGUGAGGUUAUCGGGGACAAUGGGAAUAAAGAAUAUGUCGGCUAACCCAACCCAGCAACUCCAAGUGCUGCGUUCAGAGUUCGACAGCCUCCGCUCCCACCUCACAUGCAAGAUUUGCGACCGGCUGCUCUAUCAGCCAUACACGAUAGCCUGCGGGCACACGUACUGCUAUAGCUGCCUCUGCACGUGGUUCGUCAACAACAAGCAGCGCAAAACAUGUCCGGACUGCCGAACCGUGGUGACGCAUACGCCAGCCCCGGCUUACGUGAUUCGUGACAUGAUAACGGUCUUUAUAAGCCGAGCCGAGUUACUUCCUUCCGGAGAGACGAAAGACCUUCAUACGAAAUGGCAAAAAGAGGAGGCCGAUGCUGUCCAACAGGAUAAGGACAACACCGAUCUUCGCGUAGGUGGUCUUUUCAAGGGAUGUUUCAAGCAGCCCACGCACGCACGAGGCCCUUCCCUGCAAGUAAUCCGCGAUCAGGAAGAUGGUGUCGAACGUUGCCCUGUCUGCUCAUGGGAACUCGAGGACGGCGAAUGCGUCCAAUGCGGGCUGUUCUUCGAUGACAACGGAGAGUUGACCUGGACCGAUAGCUUCACUGGCUUCAGCGACAUGGACGAAAUGUCUGAGCAAGACCUGUCUGGAGAGGAUCUCGACGCAGAAAUGGACAUGAAUGAUCCGGACUUUGAUCCCUACGGUGCACCUCCGGGCAAUUGGGAAGACUACUACCCGGACGAUGGCAAUUUCAUGAUGCAACGAUUCCUACAGCACGGAAUUCCUGCUGGAUACAUGCAGCAGCGCAGGCACAUGUCGCAUAGCGAGGCUGGUAGCAGACGAUCAUACUCGCAAAGCAUCGUCUCUGAUCUAUUGACGGAGGAGAUGGACACCGUAGAGGAGGAAGACGAGGAAGAUAUGGAAGAGGACUCUUCUAUGAACGACUUCAUAGAUGACGACGAAGACCAGUCAUCCGCAUCUGCCGGUGCUUCAACCCCCGGUCAGACGCCCCAACCAUCAAACUCCCAAUCCAGGCCCAACAGGCGAGCCAGCCGAGUCGUGGAGUCAGAGACAUCUUCCACUAUCUCCAGCGUGAUUGAGGAGGAAGAGGACGAAGACGAAGAGGAUCAGGGCCCGAUCCGCAGAGGUCAGCGGAAUCGUGCCCAAACACGCAUCCUCAAUCGCGCCAAUGGCUCACGGGAACCAUCCGGUCCUCCAUCAUCUACGUCAACGGAUGUCUCUACUGAUGAUCUAGAUGAAGAUACGCAGGCAUUGCUGCAGUCACAGGGGUGGAUGCUACAGCACCAUGGGCCUGACGAGAUGGGCGAGGAUGAUGAUAGUGAUGGAGGGAGAACGACUGUUGGGUCGACUGUUGGGUGGGAUGCGACCGCGAUUUCCAAUGAUAGAGUCCGAAUGGGCGGUUCUCUAACACCUACUGCAGAUCGCCCUCGACCCAAUAACACGAUCCGCCCUCCUUCCCGUGUCGGCAAUCCACUCCGGCGACAGGCCUCCGUCGUCUCUACCACCAACGCCCACUACGAGGAUGGCGAGGCCGACGAUGACGACUCCGAUAUGGACCAAGACGGAGAUAUUACAAUGGCUAUUAACUCUCUUCGUAAUCGACGGUCUCGGGCGCAACUACGCAAUGCCGCCGCCUUUGCGAACUACAACAAUCGUUACUCGAACCGGGGAUUAUCCCAGGGUAACCCGGUCGAUUUGGAUGCAGACGACAAUUCAGAUCAUUCACAAGAUGGUUUGCAGCGAACACAUCAACAGGCCUACAAUCCUCGCAUCAGCCGUCUUUUCGCCGACCACCAACGCGCACUUCAAGAGAUCCAAGGAGGUCUCUUGGUGGAUCUAGAACCUCGCUCCAUCACCCCCGUUGCCCGUCCUCGCACAUCAAAUCGGAAUCGACCAAGUCCGGGACAAGCAUUCUCCCCAUUCAUGCCUCCUGCGCCGGCGCGUAUGCGCACGCCACUCAUGAACAGCACUGCGAACCCUGCCUUCAAUCCUCGUGCUCCAACGUCUCCACCUAGAAGGACCUCGCACACGCCGAGUCUUUCUGAAGUUAUCAAUGGCGACUAUGCUGUAAACGCAGGCCGUCCCGCCUCAGGAACUUCGACCAACAACUCUUCUGUGGUACUUACACCUGGCACUUCGACGCCUACAUCGCCGCAGUCUAACAGCACAAUAUCGCAAGCGCAAGCUGGACUGUCCAUCGAUCCGGGAGACCGACCACCCAGCAGAUUGUCGCGUCCACCUUCCGCUACUGGACGACGCAACUCGGCGGGCUUCUCGCCCGUGUACGCUCAGUUUCCUCACUCCAAUGUUGGUUUGAAUAUCCAGGGGCGCAUCUUCCCUCCACAGGCAGGCAACCCCUGGGGUGCGUUCGUGCAGCCCCGCAUCAGAAACCGCAAUUCGCGUCAGGUGCUUAGGGAGCAAUCUUCGACUGCCACACUGAGACCCGUCAGUUCCCGGGCUAACAUUCGAGAGCCUGUAACUUCACCGCAAGGCCCUAGAGCCCAAGCAUCGCGCAUUAAUUUACGGCCUCAGGCUUCCCGCCGUCAACUCAAUUCUCAGGCUUCCACGCGAACUCUGCGGGCAAGUGAGCACGCUCGGCCGCCUCAGUCUCCCACUACCGGUGGUGCGAAUGGUGGCGCACAACCUGCUUCACGCCCUACACGGUACACGCCUGAAGAGACAGACCGUCUUGCGCGCGAGCUCAUCAACACCAGGAUGCAGGUACUGAGACCACCUGGGCCGGCACCAGCACGCAACAACCCAUUUGUGCCAGGGUUCAGACGCCCGACUAAUCCAUCUGAAGCAACAGCCGGUGCUACUGUAGCGUCAUAUCAUUCCAGGAGCAAUUCAAACGAGUCUGCGAACUCGGGAAACUCCUCUCACACAACGACUAUGGCGCCGUCCUCGCCUGGACUUACUAGAAGGCGAAGCAACCGCCACAUAGGUGCAACACCACCAGGCGUCCUACCCGCGACUUCAGGUGGUGCCUUUCCGACGGCAGCUUCCGGUUAUUACGCUCGCCAAAGGCAGACCUCUAUCGGUAGCUCCAAUUCAGCUUUCGAUAUGCCCCUCGAUGCGAAUGCACGAGGUUUGAGUCCGAUGUUGGCGGCCUCACUCAUCUAG